Molecule: messenger RNA, 1191 nt
Organism: Sclerotinia borealis F-4128
Lineage: Eukaryota; Fungi; Ascomycota; Leotiomycetes; Helotiales; Sclerotiniaceae
Source: the annotation of a GenBank genome assembly
AUGGCCGAAGUUGAGAUUGCAAGCCCUCCCACCAUGGCGCUAGCCAUUGAUGUCUCGGAAGAAGACUCUACAGCUCUUACUACUACCAACAAUGAAGCAGGCGCACCCGCCGAGCGCAAAGUCAAGAAAAUUAUACGUCGAAAAAAGCGUCCAGCGCGUCCGCAAGUCGAUCCCUCAACGAUGACGAGCGAACCUCCUCCACAAACUGGUACGAUUUUCAACAUCUGGUAUAACAAAUGGUCUGGUGGUGAUAGGGAAGAUAAAUAUCUAUCAAAGACAGCUGCUGCGGGGCGUUGCAACAUCGCAAAGGAUACUGGAUAUACUAAAGCCGACAAAGUCACAGGCAGUUACUUCUGUUUAUUCUUCGCACGGGGGAUAUGUCCAAAAGGGCAGGAAUGCGAAUACCUACAUCGAUUGCCGGGAAUUCACGAUAUGUUUAAUCCGAAUGUGGAUGUAUUUGGUCGUGAUAAACAUUCAGAUUAUAGAGAUGAUAUGGGGGGCACAGGAAGUUUUAUGAGGCAAAACAGAACGAUAUAUGUGGGAAGGAUACAUGUCAGUGAUGAUAUUGAAGAGAUUGUUGCGCGGCAUUUUGCGGAGUGGGGCCAGGUUGAGAGAACCCGCGUUCUAAACACGAGAGGUGUCGCUUUUCUCACAUAUUCGAAUGAAGCAAAUGCGCAAUUUGCAAAAGAAGCAAUGGCACAUCAAUCGCUAGAUCAUAGCGAAAUCCUGAAUGUACGAUGGGCGACGGCGGAUCCAAAUCCAAUGGCACAAGCACGUGAGGUUCGGAGAAUAGAAGAGCAGGCUGCAGAAGCUGUAAGAAGGGCUUUGCCAGCAGAAUUUGUGGCUGAAAUAGAGGGACGAGAUCCAGAAGCACGAAAACGCAAGAAGAUAGAAGGAGGUUUUGGAUUGGCAGGUUAUGAAGCGCCUGAUGAGGUUUAUUUUGCUAGGGGUGCCAAUGCGGUAAAUCAAGUCGGGAGGCGGGGUCUGGAAUUAGAGGACGAGCAAAGAUUGAUGCUCGAAGCGGAAGCCUAUGAGCAGACUGAACACAAAGAGGAGAGUGGAGGUAUAUUUUCCAGUAGUACUCUGGCGGCAUUAGAAAGUGCCAAGGGCUUGAUUGCAACAAAGCCAAAACCCACAGCACCUGCAGGGCCAUUGGUGGCUUACGAUAGCGAUAGUGGCGAUAGUGAUUAG